Molecule: messenger RNA, 3576 nt
Organism: Hipposideros armiger (great roundleaf bat)
Lineage: Eukaryota; Metazoa; Chordata; Mammalia; Chiroptera; Hipposideridae
Gene: ZNF322
Product: zinc finger protein 322
Exons: 3
Coding region: 448-1674 (408 amino acids)
Biological process (GO): regulation of DNA-templated transcription
Molecular function (GO): DNA-binding transcription factor activity, RNA polymerase II-specific; RNA polymerase II cis-regulatory region sequence-specific DNA binding
Source: RefSeq, a predicted model, not a curated record
AGAAAGGCAGUCUCCGGGGCGGUGUGGCCACGUGACUCGCGGGGCGGGGCCGCGCCGCCGCUUCCAGUCGGGCUGAAAGGGCUCGCGCAGCCGGCCUGCUCGGUCCUGAGAGCGCCCACCGGACGGCCUGGCCCCGGCUCCCCUGGCCGCGCCGCGCGGACGGAGCUGCUCCUGGCUCUCGUCGGCCCCAGAAUGCUAUCUUCCUUGAGAAAUCAGAUUGUCAGGACCAGGAAGUUAACGCUGCUUUUCGUCCAUUUAGAUUCUAGGGUUGGAAAUACCAAGUAAGAAAUUCAUGUAUAUGAUGCUGGAAACUUGUAGAGACGAACUGCUUAUGACUCAAAGGCCUAACACAGGUGUAUCUUUCACGUUCUUACCAAGAAGACGACAAUGAAGAAAAUGAUGGGUCAAGACGACCAGUGGAAAACUCCCUAGGAGAGAGCCAGAGAGAUGUACACGUCAGAAGGGAGAGGUGAUCAGAGAACUCAGAAAAGGAAAGUAUAUCAUGUGUGCCCCCAGAAGGGGCAAAAGAUUUUUAUUCGUGUGCAUGACUUUACUCAGAUAGAUGGUCAGACACACCAGUGCCUUCAGUGUGAGCAGAGCUUCUGUGAAAACCUCGCUCUGAUUAUGUGUGAGAGAACCCACACUGGGGAGAGACCUUGUCGAUGUGAUAUGUGUGAGAAAACCUUCAUCCAGCGCUCAGAUCUUAUUUCACACCAGAGGGUCCACAAUUAUGAGAAACCUUAUAAAUGUAGCAAAUGUGACAAGAGCUUCUGGCACCACCUAGCCCUUUCAGGGCACCAGCGAACACACGCAGGUAAAAAAUUCUACACGUGUGAUAUUUGUGGCAAGAAUUUUGGUCAGAGUUCCGAUCUGCUUGUCCACCAGCGAAGCCAUACGGGCGAGAAGCCGUAUCUGUGUAGUGAGUGUGAUAAAUGCUUCAGUCGGAGUACAAACCUCAUUAGGCACCGACGAACUCAUACCGGUGAGAAACCAUUUAAGUGUCUGGAGUGUGAAAAGGCUUUCAGUGGGAAAUCGGACCUCAUUAGCCACCAGAGGACGCAUACUGGCGAAAGACCCUACAAAUGUACUAAAUGUGAGAAAAGUUACCGACACCGCUCAGCCUUCAUCGUGCAUAAGAGAGUUCACACGGGGGAGAAGCCCUACAAGUGCGGGGCCUGUGAGAAGUGCUUUGGCCAGAAGUCGGACCUCAUCGUCCACCAGAGAGUGCACACGGGCGAGAAGCCAUACAAAUGUCUGGAGUGCAUGCGCAGUUUCACGCGGAGCGCCAACCUCAUCCGGCACCAGGCAACGCACACACACACGUUUAAAUGCCUUGAGUACGAGAAGAGCUUUGGCUGUGCCUCAGACCUCAUUGUGCACCAGAGAAUUCACAUGGGCGAGAAAGCACACCAGUGGUCUGCAUGUGACAGCGGCUUCCUCCUGGGCAUGGGCUUUGUGGCCCAACCGAAGGUGAGAACUCAGGCGGAGGAGCUGCAUUACCAGUGCAGCGUGUGUGACAAAGGCUCCCGCCAGAGCUCAGCCCUCCUGCAGCAGCAGACAGUCCACAUCGCCGAAAAACCGUAUGUCUGCAAUGCAGGGGACAAGGGGCUUGAGCUCAGCCCCCCGCAUGCAUCGGAAGCCUCAGAAAUGUCUGGACCAGACAAGAAGUUGUAGCUGCCUCAAAACGUGUGUGCGUGUCCGGGAACUCAUAAGGUGAAGAACUGCAGGCAAAUGGCAGGCUUUCAUCAGAGCUCAGCGCUCAGUGGGGACCAGGAAACCUGCGCUUUGCCCAGACAGCACCCCUAACAGAACCGCCCAUCAGCCGCUCUGACCAUAAGCCUGACAAGGGCUGAGUCUGGAAAUCCUUGAGUCCGGGCCGUAUCUGAUCGCCCACCGAGGAUUCACCAGGUAGGGAACCUUGUGGGGCCGUGAGUGUGAGCACCUUCUCACAGUGCCCGAGGAGUUCACACCAGAGGACAGACUUUCAGGGGCUCCAGCGUGCACAGCUUCCGGGUCCAAAUCCUGGAAUGUGAGGAAAGGCCUCUGACACAGCUAAGGACCUUCUUAGCCGGCAGAGCAGCACAGUGGUGAAACUUCAGCUAUUUGUCUUGAAUGUGGCAAAGGCGUUAGAUGGAGAACCUUUUGGGGUUUGCAACAAAAAAGGCCAGUCUGAGGAAAGACCUUGUGAAGAGAAAAGCCGUCAGUGGUCAUCCCUUGGGUAUACCUGGGAACUCCCAUGAGUGGGAAAACCCAUACCUACUGCCGAGAAAAGCCUUGCUAGAAACCUCUGCCCUGUCGGGCCCCAAAGAAGCUGCUCUGCAGAGAAUUUGGCUCUGGUGAGAGAUCCAGGUGUGGACUGUGUACAUACAGUAGGUGUGAGAACAGCAGGCUCACCUAGUGACCCACGUGGUAGACGUGACUUCACAGAGUCAGUGUGGAAAGUUGUUCCGAUCCCCAGAAGCCUGGUCUGGAGAUGCUAGGACAGGUCUGAGUAGCCUGAGGGUCACUCAGGGAAAGAUGCUUUUCUUUCAUCUGAACCACUUAAUGAUUGCUUUACUCUCUUUCUCAAAUUUGGAAAUCCAAUAAAGGAAAGGACUGGAACCUUGUUCUGGAAGGUGUGGCAUAUUGUUACUGUUGGGGAAAGGAGUGCUGGCCUUGCCUCUUGGUUUUUUAUCGCUGGCUAGACUGGGGACUAGUGCAAGGGUAGCUUGGGGACCUUGCUGGUAGUGAAAAGAACUGAACAGCUGGGGAGAAGUUAGUUAUCCUGGUCAGGACUCCCCAGGUUUUCCCUUUGGAGAACCGACCUCACAGAGGCAUAAUACCCAACUUUUGGCUUAGUGAGUUGAGACAUGCCCUCAAAAGUUCCCUUUCGCUAAAAUGUCUUUCAGAGUAUCACUGGUAUUUGCAAUUUCUGCUUUAGAGGUUCAUCUCUUUUCAACUCAGAAAUGCAAAUUCCAGGAUAAUUGCUCUGAUGUUGCUGGUACCCACGUUUUUGUGACUUAAUGUAUCAUGUCGCUUUCCGCCAUAAGCUCUCCCCUCGGCUCCUUGCAGAGUGGCUAAGGGAAGACUGCAAGGAAGGUGAGGCCUGCACAGGCACAGAGUCACACGUAAUGGUGUAUUGUCAACGGGGAGCGGUACUUGAUUUUGACUACCCUGACUCCAAAGCUGGUGUUCUUUUUACUCCGCUAUCCUCCUGUUUAUAGUAAACUCAGUCCCAUAAUAAUAUGCCUCUCGUUUAUUUCAGUUCUGCCGAGGAAAGAGGGAAUACUUUUUAUUUUCAGGGAAAGGAUUGUAAUCGCCACAAUAUAAGGUAUUUAUUUGGCUUGGAAAGUGGGAUUCUAAAAGCAAGAAGUAGUUGGCAAAUUCAUCAGAAUUUUAAGGAUGAGCACUUAUCUCGUUUAGCAGGAUAAUUAUUAUCUAUAACAUCCCCUAGGAGUACUGGAACUAAUGCAGGACUCCAGAAAUGGGCACUUCUGAGCGGUUUGCCCCUCUGAUCAAGAGAAACAUAAUCAAUUCCUAGGAUUCCUGCAGUACUUGGGACUGGACUGGUAAAUAAAUAUUUUGUUGCUAGUCUGA